Molecule: messenger RNA, 423 nt
Organism: Knipowitschia caucasica
Lineage: Eukaryota; Metazoa; Chordata; Actinopteri; Gobiiformes; Gobiidae
Source: the annotation of a GenBank genome assembly
AUGCUGGGUCCUAAAGAGUCACUGCUGGGUCGUAAAGAGUCACUGCUGGGUCCUAAAGAGUCACUGCUGCUGGGUCCUAAAGAGUCACUGCUGGGUCCUAAAGAGUCACUGCUGGGUCCUAAAGAGUCACUGCUGGGUCCUAAAGAGUCACCGCUGGGUCCUAAAGAGUCACCGCUGGGUCCUAAAGAGUCACUGCUGGGUCCUAAAAAGUCACUGCUGGGUCCUAAAGAGUCACUGCUGGGUUCUAAAGAGUCACUGCUGGGUCCUAAAGAGUCACUGCUGGGUCAUAAAGAGUCACUGCUGGGUCCUAAAGAGUCACUGCUGGGUCCUAAAGAGUCACUGCUGGGUCCUAAAGAGUCACCGCUGGGUCCUAAAGAGUCACUGCUGGGUCCUAAAGAGUCACCGCUGGGUCCUAAAGAGUAA